AUGUUCAUAAGAAUAGAGUUUUGUAAUCUUCCUGUGAGAGAAGCCUCAGGGACACUUAAUAUCUCCAUCCGCGAAAGUUUUCCCAAUGACACGGGAAGUCCUCCUGUGAGAAUGAAAGGAGAAAAGCAUAUACAUACCUUCAAAGUUGUUCCGUCCCAAAUACAACUCUUUGAGCAUGCUCAGACUUCCAAUUUCACUCGGUAUUUCCCCAUUGAAAUGCUCUCUACACUUUCAUAUAUUUGGUGGUAUGGGGCCCUCGAGUUGAUUGAACGAGAGUCCAAGAGCUCUCAGGUUUGGGAGAUUGUUACACAUAUCACUUGGGAGCCUACUUGUAAAAAAGUUCACCAUAAUGCUAAUUUCUCUUAUGGAGGUCAGAUUGAAGAUACCAUAUGGGAUUGUGCCCAGAAGAACAGUUGCCGAUUUCCUCAGGGAUUUCGCCCGAGAACGUGUUGUUGUAGAGACUCAGCUUCUCUAGUCGAGGUAAGGACCCCGACCCAUGAUGGUACUUCACCGGUCAACGAGUUGACUCCGGCAUCUAUAAACCUCAGGAAGCACAAACGAGACAGUUCGCGCGGUACACACUCACCAAUACACUUGUGUGGGUCAUCUCCGCCUCCUCUGCAGCGGGGCGCAUCGCGCCGCCUCACAUCCACCAUCGUUGGCCGGUGCUGCCACUCGGCCUGCCGUCGUUUUGAGGACCUCCUGGCCGUCGGGCUUUCGUCGUUUGUUCUUGGUUGUCGCUUGGAAUGUGGAGGUGUCGUCGAGGUGAAUGACUGGGCUAGGCGGGGUCGUCUUCGGCUGGGCACUGGC
Messenger RNA from Striga asiatica, 810 nucleotides. The record is from the annotation of a GenBank genome assembly. Lineage: Eukaryota; Viridiplantae; Streptophyta; Magnoliopsida; Lamiales; Orobanchaceae.